Exophiala mesophila is the source of this 576-nucleotide messenger RNA. RefSeq lists its product as uncharacterized. NCBI's taxonomy places the organism in Eukaryota, Fungi, Ascomycota, Eurotiomycetes, Chaetothyriales, Herpotrichiellaceae. The coding region runs from base 1 to 576 and encodes 191 amino acids. The record is from RefSeq and is a predicted model, not a curated record. The transcript has 4 exons.
AUGUUCAUCACAAGAUUACUAAGCUUCGGACCUCGGCGCGGCCACCCAAGGAAUCUAAAACGCAACAUCGCCAGCAUAUCGAUUCUGACACGGGUUCCCGCAACUAUAUAUCGUCUUCAGCAAGGACCACGCUCAAACCUUCUUGCUCCUCACCCAGAGGGCGAGGGUAUACCGAUCGACGAAGUUCAAUUAGACCGGGACGGACUUGUCAAGACUGGAUUGUCUCUGAAAGAACCUUUGUUCAAUGGAGCGAUCUUUAUGCCCAACACUCAUCUUAUGCAGGAAUUGACCAGAGAUGCUUUCGAUGCUUAUUUUGAACAAGACGAGUCGUGCAAGCCCAUUUUUGUUCGAUUGGCCAAAGGUACCAUGGUUCCAGAGUCACUUCAACUCCUUCAACAAGACUCGCAAUUCGCGUUACAACCCGUCCCUCCUCGGAGAUUGGCCGAGCUGAACGAAUACCUUGACGAAUUCUACAGUGCCUAUGCAACAAUUAUUGAUGCUGGGGACUGGUAUCAGAAGAAUGCUUUCGCCGAUGCCACUCCUGAUGAAGAGCCCCAUAUUUGGACUGAGCUCUAA